AUGCAGGAGAAGUGUCUGGAGAUAGUCAUGCGGAAACUCAUACAGAAAUUGGGCUGUCCCGAACGAUUCACUCAAAUGGUGCGUCAGCUUCACGACAGCAUGAUGCCGCGAGUCACGGACAAUGGAUCUGUUCCAGAGGCGUUCGCAGUGACCAAGGAAGUGAAGCAGGGCCGCGUCCUCGCGCCUAUCGUCUUCAGUCUCAUGUUCUCUGCCAUGUCGACGGACGCCCACUGUAACGAACGCCCCGGGAUCCGCAUCGCCUACAGGACGGAUGGUCAACUACACAACCACCAGAGGAUGCACCUUCAAUCGCGCGUAUCCACAAGCAUAGUUCACGAACUUCUUUUUCCGAUGACUGCACUCUAAAUUAAACUACUGUAGGAGACCUGCAAAGAAACAUGGACCUUUUCUCCGCCGCCUGCGAGAACUUCGGUCUGAUCAUGAACACGGGGAAGCCGGUGGUCAUGCACCAAUCGCCACCCAACACUGCCCACAAUGCACCGCAAAUCACCGUAAACGGAACCCAACUGCUGGUGGCGGGCAACUUCACGUAUCUGGUCAAAACCCUCUUCUGCAGUACCAACGUUGACGAUGAAGUGAUCCGCAGAAGUUUAAAGGUCAGUCAAACCUGCGGUCGUUUUCAAAACACAGUUUGGAUUCGUCAAAGUCUUCAACUUAGCACGAAACUGAAGAUGUACAAGACCGUCUUUACUCUAUGGAACAGAGACCUGGACAGUGUACACGAAGCAGGCACGUCCUUUUCAGAUGUCUUCGCCAAUACAGAAACUGAGUCGGCAGGACCGGAUCCCAGACACGGACGUACUGGAGCGAACGGGAAUCCUCAACGUCUACGCUGUGCUAAGACAAUUGCAGCUACGCUGGAGCGGUCACCUAGUACGGAUGGACGACGAGAGACUACCCAAACUACUCUUCUAUGGAUAUGUCGCGACGGGGUCACGCAGACAAGGAGGUCAAUUCCGUCGCUAUAAGGAUACUCUGAAGACCUUCCCGAAGUGCCUGCAGAUCAACCCUGCAAACUGGGAAGACCUUGCCGAGGACUGGCCUACGUAA
This is a messenger RNA of Spirometra erinaceieuropaei, 1071 nucleotides long. NCBI's taxonomy places the organism in Eukaryota, Metazoa, Platyhelminthes, Cestoda, Diphyllobothriidea, Diphyllobothriidae. The record is from the annotation of a GenBank genome assembly.